AUGGGGCUGGUCAACCACACUCUGGUGUCUCAUUUCAUCCUCUUAGGGAUCCCCAACACCGAUGGCCUCCAGACCAUCCUCUUCGUCACCUUCUUAGCCUUCUACCUCUGCACCCUGUUGGGCAACCUGCUCAUCUUCUCAGCCAUCCUCGCUGACGCCCGCCUGCACACCCCUAUGUACUUCUUCCUCUGCAAUCUCUCUGUGCUGGACAUUGGAAUCUCUUCCAUCAGCAUCCCUAAAUUGCUGGCCAACCUCUGGGCUCAGAGCAAGGUCAUCUCGCUGGGCGGGUGCAUGUCCCAGGUCUUCUUCUGGCACUUCCUGUGCAGCACCGAGUGCCUGCUCUACACCGUCAUGGCCUACGACCGGUACGUGGCCAUCUGCCACCCGCUGCGCUACCUGCUCAUCAUGAACCGGAGGGUGUGCGCCCUCCUGGCUGCCGGCACCUGGAUCACCAGCUCCUUCCACGCCACCAUCCUCACCACCCUGACCUUCACGCUGCCCUACUGCAGGUCCAACGUGGUGGACUAUUUCUUCUGUGACAUCUUCCCAGUGGUCAAACUGGCCUGUGCGGACACGUACGUCAUCGAGACUGUGAGCUUCAUCAAUAUUGGGGUGGUGCCUAUGACCUGCUUCCUCCUCAUCCUCGCGUCCUACAUCUGCAUAGUCUACUCCGUCCUGAAGAUGAACUCAGCCGAAGGGCGGCGCAAAGCAGCCUCCACUUGCGGAUCACAUCUGGCUGUGGUGACGCUGUUCUUUGGGCCCUGUGCCCUGGUCUACACGCAGCCCCAGCUGAGCAAUGUGCUGGUGACCCCUGUGCAGAUCUUUGGCAACGUGGUCACGCCCAUGCUGAACCCGGCCAUCUACACGCUGAGGAACAAGGAGGUGAAAGCGGCUCUGAGAAAACUGAGAGGGGGGGUCCAACGCCUGCACGUUGAUGCAGUGAGGCAGCUGCAGGAGUAG
Molecule: messenger RNA, 960 nt
Organism: Chrysemys picta bellii (western painted turtle)
Lineage: Eukaryota; Metazoa; Chordata; Testudines; Emydidae
Product: putative olfactory receptor 10D4
Biological process (GO): G protein-coupled receptor signaling pathway
Cellular component (GO): membrane
Molecular function (GO): G protein-coupled receptor activity; olfactory receptor activity
Source: RefSeq, a predicted model, not a curated record